UGCUUGGUGACUCAUUGUUGUGUUAAUAGAGAGUCAGUAGUACAAGCUGGCAAGAUCUUACCGGUGCUGAACGCUGCUGCUAGCAAGUCAGAUCGCAUGCUAGCUUAUUCCUGCGGACUAGAAAAUUAUAUUGUUAAAAAAUGGAAGAGGGAAUAGGGGGGCGCAAGUACCAGCUCUUGGAUCUACCAUGGGAGGAUGUGCUGGUGACCCACAUAUUCUGCUACCUUCCACUACGCCACCUGAUUAGCCUACAGAGAGUGAGCAAGCAGUUCCAUGCGCUCAUCCAGGUCUAUCUGGCUAACUGUCGUACGUUUGACUUCACCCAGAUUGGUCACAGCAUACCCAAGGAGGCCUUCUGCUCCAUGCUGCGAGACAACAAAGUUCUCCAGAACCUGGCGCUCCAGAACUGCUCCGACUGGCUGACGGACAAAGAGCUGCUGCCGGUGAUUGGCCAGAACCAGCACCUGCUGCGGAUCGACAUGAGGGGCUGCGUGUGCCUGAGCCGCCACUCCCUGGUGGCGGUGUCGCUGAGCUGCUCCCACCUCCGGCACCUGGGCCUGGCGCACUGCGAGUGGGUGGACAGCCUGUCCCUGCGCAGCCUGGCCGACCACUGCAGGGGGCUGCAGUCCAUCGACCUGACCGCCUGCCGGCAGCUCAAGGACGAGGCCAUCUGCUACCUGGCUAAGAAGUGCCCCCGACUCCGGUCCCUGUCGGUGGCGGUCAACGCCAACAUCACCGACGCGUCCGUGGAGGAGGUGGCCAAGAACUGCCGGGAGCUGGAGCAGCUGGACCUGACGGGCUGCCUGCGGGUCCGCAACGAGUCUAUCAGGACGGUGGCGGAGUACUGCCCCAAACUGCAGUCCUUGAAGGUCAACCACUGCCACAACGUGACCGAGUCCAGCCUGGGCGUCCUGCGCAAACGCAACGUGGAGAUAGACGUGGAGCCGCCCCUACAGAGGGCGCUGGUUCUCCUGCAGGACGUGGUGGGCUUCGCCCCCUUCAUCAACCUCCAGAUCUAGCCAGAGGCCUGCCGAAUCUCUGCCCCACCGGACCUAGCAACACUGACCAGGUUUUCUCCUAUACUGCAGACGGUACUACUUCAGAGACAUCCUGUGUGCUGGCACACCAGAAGAGGAAUGCUAUAAUACAUGUUAUAAGGAAAUACACGUGCAGGAAACACACUGUACAAUGUGUCAAUUAUUUAUUCUUGUUGUAGAAAUGCAGCAUUAGAUCAAAUAUGUAAUAUUAACAGAUACAUAUUAGAUAUAUUUUCAGACUUAAUACUUAACGACGAAGAAUCACUUUCCCAGAAUAACUCCAAUGUGAGUUUGUGUAUUACAAUGCAGAAGAUAGUUUCACCAGUAUUGACACAAACCAUUAUCCAUGGCUUUAAAUAGGAAUUUAAACAUUUUUUUUAAAAAAGGGCAAAUGCAACCAAAGUACAGUCCAUUUGUUUUGUAUAGUCAUAGAGAAGCAUGCUGUAGUGCUAGUUUGCUUAAGUGUAUUCUGUAGCACGAUAGCAUUGAAAGCAGUCUUUCGUCUGUAAAUUGAGGCAUCUUGAAACAUGGUUUAAGUUCUUAGAUGCACUUGGGCUUUACUUCAAACUGUGCCCUAGGGGUUUUGUAUGUUGAGAGUGAAAAGUAAACCGAACCCUGGGCACCUCGACUUAUGUUUGAGGUGAAGGUCAAGAGGUAGUUUUGAACAAUGUGUAAAGCCAGACAGGUGUAUUGUAUAUCAUUUUUUAAGUGCAGUGUUCUUUGUUUCGUUUGAAAGCAUCCCUCUGUGCAGUCUUAAACGAUCGUUUCUAAAAGACACACCAAUAUAAACUUCAAGAGGACUGAUGCCUGUUUAAUAUUUCUUUAUAUCCCUGUAGUCCUCUUUAUGACUGUUAGCAUCACCUUAGUCAUUGUUUCGGAACUGAUAUAGGUUAGCUUUAUUUGUAAAGGUGUUACAAUUCAGUUUUUCCUUUUGGAAGAAAAUGUCUGAUGUUCAAUUUCAGAAAAAACUCUAACCUGUUGGACCUAAAUGAAAAUGCGUUGGUGUAAUUUAUUGUCAACUGAGAUUUAUGGAUAUUUUUUUAAAGUAAGAGUUGGGAUUAACACUGCAGGACUAUGGAAGUGGUACAAAAUGAUAAUGGCCUGUUUAGACAUUAUUUAAUUAGCAAAUUAUUCAAAAAUUAUUUCUCUUUUAUUGAACGAGGACCCGGUUUUCCUUGUACACAUUCACUGUUUCAUACUUCAGAAUAAAUGUCUUAGUUUAAAUACUUGCUUGGAAAAAUUGUAAAUAUUAUGAUGUGCAUUAUAUGAAUUGUCUUUUUUAUUGACAAAGUUGAUGUAAUUUAAACCAUGACAUUGUUUGCUGUUUUUGGUUUUCAGAAUUGGAAGAAUGAGAGCAAAUGUAACGGCGUAUGCAAUACUUCAUAUGCAAUGAGCUGUAUGAGAGAUUAUAAACUGUCUUAUUUAUGACCACGA
This is a messenger RNA of Anguilla rostrata (American eel), 2471 nucleotides long. It is a transcript of the gene fbxl15, whose product is annotated as F-box and leucine-rich repeat protein 15. Gene Ontology annotation, biological process: SCF-dependent proteasomal ubiquitin-dependent protein catabolic process. The transcript is spliced from 5 exons. NCBI's taxonomy places the organism in Eukaryota, Metazoa, Chordata, Actinopteri, Anguilliformes, Anguillidae. The record is from RefSeq and is a predicted model, not a curated record. Gene Ontology annotation, cellular component: SCF ubiquitin ligase complex. The coding region runs from base 141 to 1019 and encodes 292 amino acids. Gene Ontology annotation, molecular function: protein binding.